AUGCAUUUAAUUGAUCUUUACUUUGAAGAAUGUCGUUUCAAAGACCAUUUGUCAGCGUACGCUUAUCUCACACCUCCGGCCUCUCCUCUCUCAUCUGGUUCUUCUACACCGACAAAGAGUAGCAGUACUGGUACUUCUACAACUUCUUUUAGUGGUAGUCUAUAUCCUUUCUAUAGAAAACCUUCUGGUUUUCAGAUUCCAGUUCAUCACGAAUCAACUGAUUGUGCACUACCCUUGUCUCCUGUUAUGAAAAAAUCGCAAUCUACUAUUAAUCCUUCUAAACGACAUUCUUUCAAUAAUGAUUUUA
Molecule: messenger RNA, 307 nt
Organism: Racocetra persica
Lineage: Eukaryota; Fungi; Glomeromycota; Glomeromycetes; Diversisporales; Gigasporaceae
Source: the annotation of a GenBank genome assembly